Messenger RNA from Cercocebus atys (sooty mangabey), 681 nucleotides. Its product is annotated as histone H2B type 1. The coding region runs from base 63 to 443 and encodes 126 amino acids. NCBI's taxonomy places the organism in Eukaryota, Metazoa, Chordata, Mammalia, Primates, Cercopithecidae. The record is from RefSeq and is a predicted model, not a curated record. The transcript has a single exon. Gene Ontology annotation, molecular function: structural constituent of chromatin; DNA binding; protein heterodimerization activity. Gene Ontology annotation, cellular component: nucleosome.
AUAAAAGCCCUAUAAGUAGCAGAAAUCCGUUGUUUACUUCCGACACAUUUCUGGUGUUAAAGAUGCCUGAGCCAGCCAAGUCUGCUCCCGCCCCGAAGAAGGGCUCCAAGAAGGCGGUGACCAAGGCGCAGAAAAAAGAUGGGAAAAAGCGCAAGCGCAGCCGCAAGGAGAGCUACUCUGUGUAUGUGUACAAGGUGCUGAAGCAGGUCCACCCCGACACCGGCAUCUCUUCCAAGGCGAUGGGGAUCAUGAAUUCUUUCGUUAACGACAUAUUUGAGCGUAUCGCGGGGGAGGCUUCCCGCCUGGCGCAUUACAACAAGCGCUCGACCAUCACCUCCAGGGAGAUACAGACUGCCGUGCGCCUGCUCCUUCCCGGAGAGCUGGCCAAGCACGCCGUGUCGGAGGGCACCAAGGCCGUCACCAAAUACACCAGCUCCAAGUAAACUUUUCAAGUAAGCGUCUUAACACUUAACCCCAAAGGCUCUUUUAAGAGCCACCCACAUACCCACUAAAAGAGCUGUGGCCAGACGCCAAAUUUUUAUUUGGCGGCGGAAGAGUAUUAGGGAUUGGAGAAGGGUGGAGACAAGUACUGCAACUUAGGGACAAAGGGGCCUGAGCCUGGAAGAAACCAGCCACUAAAAAUGGGUUUGGGGUCAAUUCGUUGCGCUUAAAUUUAAAAUG